UGGCCUGCAAAGGCGUCAUCGGCACCCCCAAGGUGAAGUACAGAUUGCUUCUCCCUUGGAGAUCUAACAAGCGCUCUCUAAUUCCUCCUCUGCCAAUCCCAGCCCGCUGCUCCCGCCCCCAGCUCUGCAGCCCGCCAACCUCUGCGCCAGCCUUCGCUUUUGCGGGGUUUCCCAGCCCUCCCUCUCUGCAAUUUCAAGCUUCCCCCGACCUUUUUUUUUUUUUUUUUUUUUGGGUCUGUCAGUUUCGCGUUUUGAUCUGCCCGAGCCACCGUAGCCCGGCGAAGCCGCCUGGCUGGGGCUGUGUGUGAGCGCUGAGAGGCUGCUGCAGGCAGAGGCGAUCCGAUUCCGCACAGGCUGGGGCUGCCGCGGGGGAUGCGAGCGGGAGCCAGCCUGGAACUCCGAGAGCGGAAACAGCUGAGCGCGCAGGCGGUACGCUGCAGCCAGCCGGGGAAGGCGAUCGGAUCCCGGGGGGAGGAUACGGAGCAGGGGGCUGGGGGCAGCGACUCUGGUCAGGUUCAGCCCCGUUACAGGCUGCGGGGAAAUUCACCAGCCGAGCCGCAGAUCUUCCUCCCCCAUCCCCUCCCCGCACUUCUCCUCCCGCAUUUUUAAAAACCUCUCCGAAGUGGUGACGAACUCCGGAUUCUCGCUGCAGUUUGGGUCUCGCUCCUCCUCUCCCCGUGCACCAGUGCCGAUGCCUGCAAAGCCGUGACACCAGGGACGCCGACUUCGGAGCUGGUUUUUCUUUCAGGGAAGGUUGGCUGGAUGGACAGAGCCUUGGAUAAAUCCUUUUUAAUCGCACUUCCCUGCUGCCCCCCCGCCCCCUCCAGCAGACACCGCUCCUGCUGCACCAAGAUUACAGCUGGUCUGAUGCUCUAGCAUCUGCAAAGGAGAAACCUGAAAACAUACUCGAGCACCUUGGCCCAGAAACCCACGAAUUCUGGUGAAGCAGAGUGGGGAGUCCCCAGAAAACGGAGUCAGUGAGAGACAUGUGAAGGAGUGUGAGUUGGCCCUGAGCUCGUGGGCGUCCUGGCCACAAAGUUGGGCUGAUUUACUGAAGUUUGUUUUUGAGUGGGGUGAUACUCUCCCUUCACCCAGCCAUGAUGUCGGUUGAAGGAUCUACGAUAACAAGCAGGAUAAAAAACCUGCUUCGCUCCCCAUCCAUUAAACUGAGAAGGAGCAAGCCUAGAAGUAAGCGAGAGGACAUCAGCAGUAAGGUGACCUUGGAGAAAGUAUUAGGAAUAACUGUGUCGGGAGGCAGAGGAUUAGCCUGCGACCCCAGGACCGGCCUUGUCGCAUAUCCAGCAGGGUGUGUUGUCGUGCUCUUCAACCCUAGGAAAAAUAAGCAACACCAUAUUCUAAACAGCUCCAGGAAGACGAUUACAGCUCUUGCUUUUUCCCCUGAUGGAAAGUACCUGGUUACUGGAGAGAGUGGGCACAUGCCAGCUGUUCGGGUGUGGGACGUGGCUGAACGGGCCCAGGUGGCUGAGCUCCAAGAACACAAAUAUGGUGUAGCCUGUGUGGCAUUCUCCCCAAGCUCCAAAUACAUUGUCUCCGUGGGGUACCAGCAUGACAUGAUUGUCAACGUGUGGUCAUGGAAGAAAAACAUUGUGGUGGCGGCCAACAAGGUGUCCAGCAAAGUGACUGCGGUGUCAUUUUCAGAGGACUGCAGUUACUUCGUCACAGCUGGCAACCGCCACAUCAAGUUCUGGUACCUGGAUGACAGCAAAACCUCCAAGGUGAAUGCCACAGUCCCCUUGCUAGGGCGGUCUGGUUUGCUGGGGGAGCUCAGGAACAACUUCUUCACGGAUGUGGCAUGCGGAAGGGGUAAAAAAGCAGACAGUACUUUCUGCAUCACCUCCUCUGGCCUCCUCUGUGAAUUCAAUGAAAAGAGGCUGCUCGACAAGUGGGUGGAGCUGAGGACUACUGUGGCGAACUGCAUCUCUGUGAACCAUGACUACAUCUUCUGUGGCUGCGCUGAUGGCACGGUGCGGAUUUUUAACCCUUUGAAUCUUCACUUCGUCACUACAUUACCGAAGCCGCACUUCUUGGGAAUGGACGUUGCCAGCGUCACUGAAGCCAGCCGUCUCUUCUCUGGUAUGGUGGAUGCCAAGUAUCCGGAUACAAUUGCCUUGACCUUCGACCCUACCAACCAGUGGCUAUCGUGCGUUUACAAUGACCACAGCCUCUAUGUGUGGGAUGUCAAGGACCCGAAGAAAGUGGGCAAGGUUUAUUCUGCCUUAUACCACUCUUCCUGUGUGUGGAGUGUUGAGGUGUAUCCUGAAGUGAAGGACAGUAAUCAGUCUUGCCUGCCCCCAAGUUCAUUCAUCACCUGCUCUUCUGAUAACACCAUCCGUCUGUGGAAUACAGAGAGUUCCAACAUCCAUGGCACAGCUCUGCACCGGAACAUCCUCAGCAAUGACCUGAUGAAAAUCAUCUAUGUGGAUGACAACACUCAGGCCCUGCUGGACACUGAUUACAACUCUGGCGGGAGCGCAGACAAGGCUGACAUCCAGGCCUUGGACACGAAGGUUGGGAUUCGCACACUGUGUGUGAGCCCCAAUGGAGAGCACCUGGCCUCGGGCGACAGGAUAGGCACUCUCAGGAUCCAUGAGUUGCAGUCCUUAAGGGAAAUGCUGAAGGUGGAAGCCCAUGACUCGGAGAUCCUCUGCCUGGAGUACUCCAAAUCUGACACAGGGUUGAAGCUCCUGGCAUCAGCCAGUCGGGACAGACUGAUCCACGUCUUGGAUGCUGGGAAGGAGUACAGCCUGCAGCAGACACUAGAUGAGCAUUCAUCUUCCAUCACAGCUGUGAAGUUUGCAGCCAACGAUGGGAAGGUGCGAAUGAUCAGCUGUGGAGCGGAUAAGAGUGUCUAUUUCCGUACUGCACAGAAGACGGGCGACGGGGUCCGGUUUACCCGGACACACCACGUCGUUAGGAAGACCACUUUGUAUGACAUGGAUGUGGACCCCAGCUGGAAAUAUGCUGCUAUUGGCUGUCAAGACCGUAACAUCAGGAUUUUCAACAUAAGCAGUGGGAAGCAGAAGAAGCUGUACAAGGGCUCCCAAGGUGAAGAUGGCACUCUCAUUAAAGUGCAGACUGAUCCCUCGGGUCUCUACAUUGCAACUAGCUGUUCUGACAAGAACCUCUCCAUCUUUGAUUUCUACUCCGGCGAGUGUGUGGCCACAAUGUAUGGGCACUCAGAGAUUGUAACUGGGAUGAAGUUCAGUAACGAUUGCAAACACCUGAUCUCUGUCUCUGGCGACAGCUGUAUCUUCAUUUGGCGCCUGAGUUCUGAGAUGACCAUCAGCAUGCGGCAGCGGCUAGCUGACAUGAAGCAAAGAGGGAAGCAGGUGGAGAAAUCACCACCACACAAGACAGCUGGACUUAUCAGGCACGAAUCCACCUCUGUCCUAUCACCGGUGCCAGUGCUUUCAUCAGACAGCGACAAAGAUGGUGAAGAUGAAGGGAAUGAUGAAGAUGAGUUAAAUGGGCUACAGUCUUUCCAAAUUCAAUCCAACUGCAACCCUGAGAGAGACUCAGAUCCAGACCUUUCCCUCUCAAGAAGCCUCUCCCAUUGGGAAAUGAGGAGGGCAAAAGAGAUUGCAGAGAUCCAACAUUCAGAGACUGCAAUGAACAAGAUGCCGCGGCAGCGGGGCCGUUGGUCCCAGCCAACCAGCAACAUAGAGAUGACAGUUAAAUCCAUGCUGGACUUGCGCCAGCUGGAGUCUUUCUCAGUCUCUCGAUCCCCCAGUCGAGACUCGCUGUCCCAGACCAGCAAUGGGGAUGACAGAGAAGAGCAUGCUGAUCUCUCUCUGCAUGUCAACAAGGUUGGAGACUCCAUAGCUCCUCAGGACAAGGCUCCUCGGCCUUGUGUCCGACCCCAAAUGAUUCGGCUUGUGUCCUGUGAAGAGGGGGUUUUCACUCAGGAACUGGAGCCCUUUGAGAGUGAGGAAUGUGUAAUCUACCCUGAACAAGAUGAGAUCCAUCCCACCGACAGUAGCAGUGAGUUCCAGGUAAAAGCGCUGCCCCACGGGAAGCUAAUUAGAGGUUACCCCAGCAACGGAUGCCCUGAUAAGCACAGUCCUGACAGUGCUUGCUCUGUAGAUUACAGUAGCAGUCGCCUCUCCAGCCCAGAUCAUCCAAAUGAAGAUUCUGAGAGCACAGAGCCCCUCAGUGUGGAUGGCGUCUCAGACCUGGAGGAACAGGUGGAUGGGGAGGACGAGGAGGAUGCAGGCACUAGCAUGCUGGUGGUAGAGGUCCCCAAAACUCCAGAUCAGGAGAAGUUCCUCAAGCAGCAUUUCGAGACUCUGGUCAAUGGUGGUGAAAAAGGUGGAUCAUGUAGGACCCUGGAGAGAACUGAAAAUAUCAGCAUUUCUUCUCGCUUUCUCUCCCAGUCCCCGGCCCUCAGGCGUUUGUCACGCUCCUCAUCAAAUCUGAUCCUGGAUCAAAAGCCCAUUGAGGCUUCAGCCCAAUCAAAGAAGGUUUCUGUCGACCUGCUGAAAAAUGGGAACAGCCAUCAUAAUGCUGCCUUGGAGAAUGCCAGCCUUCUGGAUGGUGUAAAUUCUUACCGGUCCAUUUACACCCAAAGAAAACGGAAGUCAGCAGUGGAGACUAAUAGGCUUGCUGUGGGACCUGGAAGAGUUAUCGCACCCUUUCCAGAGGGUACUGGGAAUGCGGGGAUGAGGAAGUCCCAGUCAGUUCAUGACCUCAUUCACGAUGAUAAGAGUCCAGGAGUGAUAUCCUCUAUCAGGCAACGUCCUCAGACACUAGUAGUGGUUGAGAAGGAUCCAAAACCUAAUCAUUGCAGGCCAUUGUCUGCAAGCCUGCUGAAGAUGGAUGGGUCCAGCUCCCUGCUGGUCAAAGACAGUAAGGUUGUAAAAUCAAAGUCCUACAUGAAUCCCACAACCAGCUUCAUGGCCAAGGUGUCACGCAGCAUCUCUGUAGGGGAAAAUCUAUGCCUUGGCGACUCUGUCGAAACACUGACUGAGCAGAGGACCAGCCCACAGGGGCCUGAGAAGAUACAGAUAAUUCCCCCAGCAGAGACUGAGAAGAACAAGCCACCUACAAAAGAAAAUGUCCCAGGGAAGCCAGCCCUUGAGCAAGUUGUAAGCUGCUCAUCACCCAAGUCCUUUCACAGCAAGUUGGCAUCAUCAAACCGCGCACACUUGAUUCUUGACAUCCCCAAACCAUUGCCUGACAGACCCACCUUGGCUUCUUUCUCACCCACCACCAAAUCUAAAACCCCACUUGAACCAGAGUCUCCUCAGUCACCUGCUGGGGUCUGUAAAAAGAAAUCUUCUCUUCUUGAGGGACGGGCCUUCAAGAGGGAGAGCCAAACUGCUGUAUCUGUUGGACCUGCUAAAGAGAGCCCAGUGGAGAAUCCAGCACUGAGGAUAGAUCGCCAGGAUGAGCCAGGGGUCACUAAUCCAAAACUAAAAGAGUUUUCAGACGGCUUGCACCCAAGGUCUCCUGAAAGCACACUGCCCAGAUACAGAGAGAGGUUCUCCAGCAUUAGCUGUGUGCUAGACAACCCACUUGGACUUUGCCCACUAGACCCCAUCAGGCCAAGGUCUCCCACAACAGUGGCUGCCUCGGCACAGAACUCAGGUGUGCACGGAUACCCAUCUCUAAUCUUCUUCCCCCUUCUGUCUCCUGUCUUUGUGAACCGCUUCACGAUUCCAUCACAUUUCUUUACGUCCAGCUUCUGGCCUGUCUCGUCUUGUCUGCACCUGUCUCGUUCCAUAAGUCACCCCCUCAAUGAACGUCGCAUCAGCAUUGAGCAGUGUGAACAUGUUGUAUCUGAGCUCCAGGACAGCAUGCGCAAGGCCAUUCACCUUUACCGCAUGGUAUCCAUGGACAUGGAGUCUUCUACUGACAAAGAUAAGAUUGCUGGCCUCCUAACGGAAACGUUCUCCGUGAUGAAGAAAGAACUGGACUCCCUGAAGGAAGGAGAAGAGCUCCAAAGGGCCAAGAAGGUGCUGGUGAAGCCACACGAUGCCAUUAGGUCGCUGAAUGAGGGAAGUGGUGCUGCCCUGUCCAGUCCUAGGCGUUUUGGGGAUGAGCAGACUCUGGCUUUGCUGGAACAGUACUCGGAGCUGUUACUACAAGCUGUGGAACGGCGCAUGGACAAAAAACUCUGAAGCGUUGGCGGUCAGAAAAAACACUUUUUGAGUAAAACUGAUAGCUCCAUAGAAAUAAUCCCAGGAGGACCACCACAGUGGAAGCCUCAGACAAGUGCUGUCGCCACCCUGAUCUAUGGAGGGAGAGACCUUUUUAAACUGAUCUUCUCAGCCCCAUAGAACAGGUGUCUCCUAGUUUUUAGCAAUGUGCUGGCCACAGUUUUAAUAACUUUCCCCAAUACUCUUCAGCUUCCAGUUUGUGAACACAGCCUGGAAAGAGGAGUGUAGAGAAGUUGUUUGGAAAUCUGUCCAUAGCUAGAUGUUUGGCAUCUCCCAUAAGAACAAAAAGUAAAUUCAGUUUGCCCAAGAAGCUCUGAACUGCUGACUAACAAAAGGGGCCUGGAUGAAGCCAAUCACUCCCUCCCAGGGCUUCAUCAGAAUCCAAAGGCAGACUUUUAAACGUUCUAUUUAUUAAUUUAUUUUUCUGACGUUUGCGCUAACCUUUUCACGAGUAUUUGGUGGCCACUUCCUUCCCUUUUCAAACAAACAAUUUUUUUCUCCUUUGCCGUAUCCCUGCGAGACACAAUCUCUGUAUUAUAGUAACCCCUAACAGCGGAGGCAGGCUGGAGUGUCUGUGCAAUUACCAAAUUGGUCUUCUCUGCUGCAACCUCUCUUGCUGAUCUUCCUUUUCCCAUCCCUGGCUUGUUUCCUGCAGUAAUCCUGCUGUUGUGAUGACGACCCUGUUGGCUUUUCCUUUUGUUUCAAAGACCGUCUGGGAUAUAAUUUACCUCCACUCUCCUCUGAGGGGGGAGGAUUUGCUACCCCUUGGAUCAAGUUGUGGGGAUUAUGUAACAAGAACAUUGUGGCUUUUUAAAUGAGCUUUGGCAUUUUAUCUGUGCUCAAAUACUUGAGAUUGGGUUUUCAUCAAACAUUAAAAAGAAAAAGGUUGAAAUAAUGUAGGAAAAUGAAAAGACAGCUACAAAAUUCCUUUUAGCCAUGUUCUGAGAGUGGAAUUGGAUACUGAUCUCUUGAUUCUAAUGAGACUGUGGUGAAGGGGGUGAGUUGGAGGUGAAUGAUUUUAUUGGGAGAAGUUAAGUGGGAGGCAAGGCCUCCAUCUCUUUGAGCGAAGCCCUCGAUCAGAGUGAUCACCCAUGCAACUGCUGCUCCCUUCCACUUUGAUGCUUUCAUUGUUCUGGUAGGAAAGACCGUCAAUAGGUUUCACUGUCUCUACCAGGAAAACAGAAUAUUCUUAACCUUCCAGGGGAGCAGAGAAUAAUUUACAUUUUCUAACGGACUACAGAAAAUGAUCUCCGGGGAGUGCUGAGCAACCAGUAUCGGAUAUUGUGGGAUGUAACUAUCCCCAUCCUUUCCCUACCCCUUCAUGCGUCUCUUGAUGGAGAAAUAGAAAACCUUGCCCCUGUGAGAUUGUGUGUGCAAUAGCCUUCUUGCCUUAUCAGACUUCUUCAAGCUGGCAAUAAUGUAUUUAUUGUCAUGGCUUACAAGUAUCCAGUGUUGCUAUUGAUCAGUAUCAGUAAGCUAGUAAAAUAGGAUGUGGUGUAGGGGAAUCCAUAUCAAAGCAGGUGGCUACCCAGGGAGAUUAUUCCAUUUUCUUUCUCUGCCUUCAGUCUUCCUCUUAAAAAAACAUAGAGCAGAACAGUCCCAGGGUGUGAAACUCUAGUAUCUAGCCUAGCCCUGGAUAUAAAUGUUGGCUGGCAUCAGCAAAGGUCCUUUAAAGCUGGCCAGCCUCCAAAGAUGUGUUCCGCGGUCAUGGACUUGAAGUAGAUUUUUCUGUAGUUGCUUUGGGGCAAGCUGGCCAUCAUUCUGGUCUUGUGGUUCUCUAGAAUGGGGCUGGCUUUUCGCUGCACUUGGGAACUGGGGACCUGCAGUGCAGCCUUUCCUCUACAUGACUGGCUGGUCUGGGGCCAGCUGGCCCAUCUGUUUGCUGCACUCCAGGGCUGGGGGACCUGCAGUGCGGCCUUUCCUCUACAUGACUGGCUGGUCUGGGGCCAGCUGGCCCAUUGGUUUGCUGCACUCUGGGGCUGGGGGACCUGUGGUGCAGCCUUUUCUCUACAUGACUGGCUGGUCUGGGGCCAGCUGGCCCAUCUGUUUGUUGAACUCCAGGGCUGGGGACUUGCAAGGCGGCCAUUUCUCAGCUUGCUGGCUAGCCAUCAGUUCGUUGAGCUACAGAAUUGGCGACUUCAGGUGCAGGAAGCCCUUUCAGAGCCUUUCAGCUGGUUCCUCCUGUCAUCUGACUCUAUCUGUCCAAACGUUUCAAGUGUCCUCUCUGACCUCUAGUUCAAUAGAGUUAUACUGUACUUCAAGGUUUAAACCUCAGAUUGCUGGGCUUCUAGUCCCCUCCCACCAUUGUGUUGUGCUGAAGGGUAUGGUGAGCUGGGAUUUUGUGGGCAGCAUCUAUGGCAAAUGGAAAGGAGCUGUUUGCAUAGGAAUGAAGUGAAGAUCUCUGGGAACUUCCUUAGGUGGAGGGGGCAGGGAUGCUCACGAAUGGAAUGUGAGAUGGCAAUCCUGUUGGUUCUCUGAUGGGGAUAGUCUGGGUCAGGCUGACUGUGUGGGUCAACCAGCUAUUCUCCCUUCACUUUCAGACUGUGAAAACGUAUGUGCCAGUCCACAGGAGGUUUCUUGCUGGUACUGGGGCACAGACACUCAGGUAAAAUAGCAGUACCUUCAACCCAGGCAUCUUCUGGUACUGGCAAUAGUGGUUUGAGGGUUCUUCAUAUGCCUUCCCUUGUAGAAUUGAUUCCAUUUUAUUAUUAUUUGUAUUUAAAGUAUGAGGUGGUGACACCGGAUUGGAAAGAAUGCUGCAGAGCAGAUGGUUGGAAUGAAUAGAAUAUGCCCCAAAGCUAUUCCUGUUAGAUACAGUAAUCCAAUCCAUGGCGUACCUCGGACUGUCGUAGGUGAAAAGCAGCAGCUAUCAGGAUUCACAGUAGUGUCAGAUACGGCUCCCUCAGAGUAAUUCACAGAGAGUGAGUUUU
Chelonia mydas (Green sea turtle) is the source of this 9109-nucleotide messenger RNA. RefSeq names its product mitogen-activated protein kinase binding protein 1 (gene MAPKBP1). The transcript is spliced from 31 exons. Lineage: Eukaryota; Metazoa; Chordata; Testudines; Cheloniidae. Bases 1098 to 6140 code for a protein of 1680 amino acids. The record is from RefSeq and is a predicted model, not a curated record. Gene Ontology annotation, molecular function: protein binding.